AUGUCGAAAGCAGUGAGAAGAAAUGUUAAAAAGAUAGUAGAAAAGAUCAAUCACUCGUCUAAGUUACGUACAGAUAUUCCAGCACAAAUGGCAGUUGCUGCUCCACCGCUUGGACCACAAUUAGGUCAACGAGGUAUCAAUAUUGCUGCAUUUUGUAAGGAUUUUAAUGAGAAGACAAAGCAUAUAAAAGAAGGAACACCUUUGCCUUGUAGAGUAUGGGUGAAACCUGAUAGAACUUAUGAACUUGUGAUUCAUUCACCACCAGCGACAUUUUUAUUAAAACAAGCAGCUGGAAUUCAGAGAGGAACAAUGUAUCCAGGACGUGAGAUUGCAGGCAAAGUGACAUUAAAGCACAUCUUUGAAAUUGCAGCAAUUAAACUUCAGGAUCCACCAAAUGCAUUGCUGACAAUGCAAGACAUGUGCAACUUAUUAAUAGGUUCAGCCAGAUGUUGUGGAAUUGAAGUAGUAAAAGAUUUAGAUCCAGUUGAGUACGGGCAAUUUCUGGAAGAAAGAAAAUCCAUCGUUGAUCAGCAAAAGAAGGAGCUGGAAGAGAAAAAACAGGCAAAGAUGUUAAGAACAGGAUAA
Chironomus riparius is the source of this 585-nucleotide messenger RNA. The record is from the annotation of a GenBank genome assembly. NCBI's taxonomy places the organism in Eukaryota, Metazoa, Arthropoda, Insecta, Diptera, Chironomidae.